This is a messenger RNA of Toxorhynchites rutilus septentrionalis, 7094 nucleotides long. It is a transcript of the gene PlexA, whose product is annotated as plexin-A2. Gene Ontology annotation, cellular component: semaphorin receptor complex. NCBI's taxonomy places the organism in Eukaryota, Metazoa, Arthropoda, Insecta, Diptera, Culicidae. Gene Ontology annotation, molecular function: semaphorin receptor activity; protein binding. The transcript is spliced from 12 exons. The record is from RefSeq and is a predicted model, not a curated record. Gene Ontology annotation, biological process: semaphorin-plexin signaling pathway involved in axon guidance; negative regulation of cell adhesion; positive regulation of axonogenesis. Bases 751 to 6537 code for a protein of 1928 amino acids.
UUUCUCGUUCAGUCGAGUUUGCGAGUCGGGUUCGGGUGUAGUGUGUGCGCGAAUGUCGAUGCGGGCAGCGAUCUCAGUGUGGAAGUGAUGAAAUCAACAGAACAACGACAGACCUCGGCAAAAUGAUGAUGAGAUGCACCAUUUGCAGUAACCAUGUUCGUUCACACCCGUAGUAGGCUAGCCGUUUGUAAUAUCGUGUAAAUUAGUAGUGAAAAAGAAAUAAAUUCGAAAGGAUGGAAACACCCUGCUAGUGGUGUUUUUUGGGAUAAUUAGUGUUGCGCACCGAAGUGAAGCGAUCGAAUGGACUUAAGUGUUUUUACAUCGAAUAAUUUAAAGGGAAACAGGCGAAGUGGUGGAAAAAAUUUUAAAUCGAAACUGGAGAUCCUGUGGAUGUUGGUUGAAUUCAGUGCCUGUGUGGUGGACCAGAGUGUGCAAAAUAUGUUGCUUCACUACUAGUGGAAGUCUGGCUUGACCAGCCAUUGCUACACUGGAAUAGUGUGGUGUGUGAAAGUGCCCUCGCGCGAGGGGUGACCUCCCGGCAGAAACAAAAAAAAAAGAUACACCGAAUGGUGCCCCAUUGAAGGAGGAGCAGUUAACGUAAAGUACCACAGAACAGCGAAAACGAAAGAGGCAAACAUUGAUUGAUACUGCUGGGCCGAUGAUGCGUUGCUGUUGCGCCGGAAACAUUGCUGCUGUCGGCCUCGCUAAUUCGUCCAAUUCUCAUACUAGACUCGAUAAGAACUCAUAGCAAUGGAGCGAAUCCGGUGGUGCGGUAUCAUCCUUAUCAUCCUCAUUAAGAUUCUGUGCGCGCAGCCACUGGCGAACAGCAACUUCCCGCUGAAGGGAGCGAAUGGCACAGAGAACCUUAGCAGUCGACUAGUUAGUCAAAUAGUUUUUAAUUCUACCUUGAAUCAUCUGGCGGUGGACAGAACCACUGGCAUGGUUUAUGUCGGCGCCGUCAACAAAUUGUAUCAGAUUUCGAGCGAUCUGAACAUCCUCGCAGCGAUCACAACCGGUCCGCACAACGACUCGAACGAGUGUUCGAUUCUCGAGUGUCCCGCGGACAUCGUCCGGAGGCCCACCGACAACUGGAACAAAGUGCUGCUGAUCGAUCACGCGGCGAACAAUCUGAUCGUGUGCGGAUCGCUGUUCCAGGGCAUCUGCAACAUCCGCUCGCUGCAGAACGUCAGCUCGAUCGAGUACGAGGUGCAGGAGGCCGUCGUAGCCAAUGCCGCAAACGCGAGCACGGUGGCAUUUAUCGCCCCGGGACCUCCGGUCCCCUCGGAGAACAACGUCCUGUACGUGGGGGUAACGUUCACCGGGAACUCACCCUAUCGGAGUGAAAUUCCGGCGGUAGCGUCGCGAAGCCUUGCGCGGGACAAACUCUUCCAGAUUGCGUCGUCCGCUGUGACGACCGGUACGCGAAUUUUUGUCAAUUCAUACGCCCGCGAGUCGUUCCUCAUCAACUACGUGUACGGCUUCAGCUCGGAGCGGUUCUCGUACUUCCUGACGACCCAGUACAAGAGCAGUGCCCACAACACCCCGAAGGAGCUGAUCACCAAGCUGGUGCGAAUCUGCCAGGAUGACUCGAACUACUACUCGUACACGGAGAUCCCGGUCGAUUGCAUCAGCGAGAGCACCAAAUACAACGUUGUGAACGCUGCGUACGUGGGGAAACCGGGCCCGGAUCUGGCGGAGAAUCUCGGUAUAUCAACCGAGGACGACGUUCUGUUUGCGGUGUUCUCCGAAAGCAACGACUCGAAGAAUGCCAACAAGUCCGCCCUGUGCGUGUACUCGCUGAAAGCGAUCCGUCGGAAGUUCAUGCAGAACAUCAAAUCCUGCUUCAACGGGUUGGGCCAGCGCGGGUUGGACUACAUUUCAAUCAAUAUGCCAUGUGUGCCCACGAAGCUACAAACCAUAAGCGAAGAUUUCUGCGGUCUCGAUGUGAACUCCCCGCUUGGGGGUGAACAAGCGAUCGCCUCGAUUCCCGUCCUGCUGUCGGAGCUGAAAAUGACUUCGAUCGCGGUGACGACCACCUCCAAUUUCACCGUCGUCUUCAUCGGCACGCUGAGCGGUCAGCUGAAGAAGGUCGUCGUGGAAUCGUCCGGGUCGGCCCAACAGUAUGCCCUCAUGAAUGUGGACGUCGGCUCCAAGAUCCAGCCCGAUAUGUAUCUGGAUACUGUAAAAUAUGAUCUGUAUUUGAUGUCAAAGCAUAAGCUGUUUAAAAUUAAGGUCUAUGAUUGUUCGGUGUAUACCACGUGUGUUGCAUGUCUAUCAGCGAAAGAUCCCUUCUGCGGAUGGUGUUCCCUAGAGAAUAAGUGUAGCCCCAAGCGGGAGUGUCAAGAUAAUUUUAAGGACCCGCUGUCCUGGCUGAGCUACAAGUCGGGCAAGUGUACCACGAUUACGAGUGUGAGUCCGAGUCAGUUGCAGCGCACGACGGCCCGCACCUUGGAGCUGGUCAUCGAGAACCUGCCGAAUCUGAAGGAAGCGCUGGUCUGUGCGUUCACCUUCGCCAACAUGGAGAAGCCAAUCAUCACCAAUGCAACGAAGAAACGGAACGGCGUCAACUGUACCACGCCUCGGACUGACCUACUGCCUCAAAUAGGAUACGGAAAAAAUCACUUCAACGCGCAACUCUCGAUCAAAACCUCCCAGGGUCCGGACAUCGUCUCGACCAAGUUCACCUUCUUCGACUGCAGCACCCAUCUGUCCUGCACGCAGUGUGUCUCCUCGCAGUUCCCGUGCGACUGGUGCGUCGAGGCGCACCGUUGCACGCACGACACCGCCGAAAACUGCCGCAACGAUAUCCUCGUGACCGGAAUCAGUCGCAUUGGUCCGAGCUAUCGCUCGGGGCCCGGGUUCUGUCCGACGAUCAACGUAACGGGUGACGGGCCGGAGAUUUUGGUUCCGGCGGGCUCGAAGAAAUCCGUCAAAGUCAAAGUGCAUAUCAUUGGUCAAUUCAUCGUCCAGACGCGCUUCGUGUGUCAAUUCAACGUCGAGGGGCGCGUCACGAGCGUCAACGCCCAGCUGCUGGGCGAUACGAUCUACUGUGAUGCGAUGGAGUUCUCGUACACGGCCAAGACGCCCAAGCUGACGGCCACCUUCGCUGUGAUUUGGGGCGGUUCGAAGCCGCUGGACAAUCCUAAUAAUAUUCAUGUCGUAAUUUAUCGCUGUAGAGAUAUGUCCGAUAGUUGCGGCGUUUGCUUGGCGUUAGAUGAGAAGUAUAAGUGUGGUUGGUGUUCGUCGUCCAAUACGUGCGAGGUGGAGGAUCAGUGCGGCAUAUCGGGCAAGGUCGAGGGCCAGGAGAAGAAGGAUUGGCUGAACAGCCAGCAGACUUGUCCGAAUCCGGAAAUUCAUUCGUUUGACCCGAAGACGGGACCCUGGGAGGGUGGAACCAACAUCACCAUCCGGGGGAUUAAUCUGGGCAAAAAGUUCGAGGAUGUGUACGGUGGAAUCAAGAUCGCUGGGAUCGAUUGUAUGCCGUUCCGGGAGCUAUAUGUUCAGACGAAAGAGAUUGUGUGCAACGUGGAUGGUCCUGGGGUUGAGGGACAUCGGUCGGGACGGGUGGUUGUACAAAUUUCCGACUUCCGAGGGGAAUCGACGUAUGAUUUUAUGUUUGUCGAUCCGGAGAUCACCGACUUUGGUCCCAAGUUUGGACCGAUCGCUGGAGGUACGAUUAUCAAGGUUGUGGGCAAAGAUCUCAACACGGGCAGCAGAGUGAAGGCGUUCCUGGAUCAACAUCCUUGUGAAAUACUGAGCACCGACGAGAAUGAAGCCACUUGCCGAACGACUGCAGUCCCGGAUCAAAUGCAGGGGAAGCUACGGAUGGAAUUUGAUAACGCGAAGCGUGAGUUCGCCGGUGACAACUUUGAGUACGUGGCGAAUCCAUCGAUAGACUACGUGACGUCUGGUGAUCCUGGAAAGAUUAGAACUGCAAGAGGAAUCCCCGCCGGUGGUAUCAAGAUCUUCGUGGUGGGCCAGAACUUCUUCUCGAUCCAGAAGCCCAAGAUCUACGUGUACUAUCGAGAUCAGAUCUUCCUGAACGAGUGCCAAUCGAUUUCGAACAAGGAAAUGCAGUGCUACUCGCCGGAGAUCGAUCUGCAGGAGGAGGAUACCUUCCAGUCGGAGGAACCACUCCAUCUGGAGUACGGUUUCAUCAUGGACGACGUGAAAUCGGUGAAAAAUUUGUCCUCCAAGCUGGGAAGCCGCUUCGAGCUGCACCCUAACCCGGUGUACUAUCCGUUCGAGGAGAACUUGAAACAGUUCAACAGCGAGUAUUUGAACAUCAACGGUAAGAAUCUGGACCGGGCCUGCAAGGAAAGCGACGUGGUGGUCAAGAUCGGGGACAAUGCUUUCUGUAACAUUACGUCGCUGUCGCCCAAGCAGCUCACGUGUAGACCUCCGGCCGAUCAGGAGAUCAAGAAGGUCAACGUGAAGGUAAUCAUCGGGAACUCGCUCACGUACGACAUCGGGUAUAUGAGUUACUCCUCGGCUAGUAUACUGCCCAGCAUUAACAAUAAGGCGGUUACGUUGAUCGUGACGAUCGGUUCGGUGAUAUUCUUCAUCAUCUUUAUCGGUCUCGUGAUUGCGUAUCGGAAGAAGACGAGCGAGAACAAUCGGGUGCUGAAGAACAUGCAGGAACAGAUGGAUAUUCUGGAGCUGCGGGUGGCCGCCGAGUGUAAGGAGGCCUUCGCCGAGCUGCAGACUGAGAUGACGGACUUGGGCGGAGAUAUAACGUCGGGCGGUAUUCCUUAUUUGGACUACAGAACGUAUGCGAUGAAAAUUCUCUUUCCGAAUCAUGACGAUCACGUGGUGUUGCAGUGGGAGAAACCGGAGCUGCUGCGGAAGGAGAAGGGACUGAGACUGUUUGGGCAAUUGGUGAUGAACAAGACGUUCCUGUUGCUGUUUAUCAGGACGCUGGAAAGUAAUCGAUACUUCUCGAUGCGGGAGCGGGUUAACGUGGCAUCGUUGAUUAUGGUGACUCUGCAGAGCAAGCUGGAGUACUGCACGGAUAUUUUGAAGACACUGCUAGCGGAACUGAUCGAGAAAUGUAUCGACGGCAAGAGUCACCCGAAGCUGCUGCUGCGUCGGACGGAAUCGGUAGCGGAGAAGAUGCUGUCCGCCUGGUUCACGUUUCUUUUGUACAAGUUCUUGAAGGAAUGUGCCGGGGAACCGCUGUAUAUGUUGUUCCGCGCGGUAAAAGGCCAAAUAGACAAGGGUCCAGUGGAUGCGAUUACCCACGAGGCGAGGUAUUCGCUGAGCGAGGAAAAGCUGAUCCGGCAGAUGAUCGAGUUUAAGAUUUUGACAGUUUACGCAAGCAUCACGCAACCACCGAUUCUGUGCAAUAAUAUCGAAAUGAUUCCGACCAACACGGAGAACAUUCCGGUGAAGGUUUUGGACUGCGAUAGCGUAGGGCAAGUGAAGGAGAAAUGUUUGGACACGAUCUACAAGGCGAUCCCAUGGAGCCAACGGCCCCGGAAGGAGGACUUGGAUCUCGAGUGGCGCACCGGAAGCUCUGGCCGUGUAAUCCUCUACGACGAGGACUCUACCUCGAAGACUGAUGGUGAGUGGAAGAAACUCAACACAUUGCACCACUAUCGGGUAAGUGAUGGCGCCUGUUUGAGUCUGGUGCCCAAGGAAAGCUCCAUCUACAACAUCACGCUCAUUGGGGAGAAGUACCCGGAGAAAAUCCACAAAUACGAAACACUAAACAUAUCUAAGUACGUGCAGCCGUCGCCACCGUUUAGUCGGGCCGGCAGCCCGAUGAACGUGGACAUGCAGGAGAAUAGUCUCAAGUAUUGGCAUCUGGUGAAGCACCACGACAGCGACGGCUCGAAGGAAGGCGAGCGGGUCAACAAGAUGGUCUCGGAGAUCUACCUGACCCGGUUACUAGCCACCAAGGGCACCCUCCAGAAGUUCGUCGACGAUCUGUUCGAGACAAUUUUCAGCACCGCACAUCGAGGUUCCGCACUACCAUUAGCAAUAAAGUACAUGUUCGAUUUCCUAGAUGAUCAGGCUCUGCUGCAUGGCAUCACCGAUCCGGAGGUGGUGCACACCUGGAAGAGCAACAGUUUACCAUUGCGAUUCUGGGUUAACCUAAUCAAAAAUCCUAACUUUGUGUUUGACAUUCACAAGUCAAACAUAGUGGAUUCUUGCCUAUCGGUUGUGGCUCAAACCUUCAUGGACUCUUGUUCAACGUCCGAUCAUAGGCUAGGGAAAGACUCACCUAGUUCUAAGCUUUUAUACGCUAAGGAUAUUCCAUCGUAUCGCGAGUGGGUGGAGCGGUACUACAGUGACAUCCGGGAGAUGGCCGCCAUCUCGGACCAGGACAUGAACGCGAUGCUCGCCGAAGAGUCACGGCUCUUUCAGCUCCACACGACCGAGUUCAACACGAACUGCGCCCUGCACGAGCUGUACUCGUACGCGGUCAAAUACAACGAGCAACUGACGGUCACCCUGGAGGAGGACGAAUUCUCGCAGAAGCAGCGGCUUGCCUACAAGCUGGAGCAAGUGCACGGCAUCAUGUCGGCCGAGUAGGAGGGGGAGGAGAAGCAGGAGUAGUAGUAGUAGCAGACAAGACAAGAAGACUCUUUAGAGGUUAAGGCAGAGGCGAAGUAAGCGCGAAAACUACACUGAAUUGUGAGCAAAAAACGUAUGUGGAAGAAGAAGGAGAAAAAAACUAAGAAAACCAACAAAAAAACAUUAUUAAGUGGAGAGUGUGAAAUUUAUUGUCGAAACAAAACAAACAAAAAAAUAAAUAAAAAUACAACACUGUCGUAUCUAUUUUUAACAGUCGCUUUAGUGAUGAUGGAAUACAAUUGGUGAUCCCAGAGACUUGAGGAAACAUUAGGAGACAAACCAACCAAUGCCAGAAAGACAAAAACAAACAUCAAAAACCGCAAAACACAAACACACCCCAGCCCUACACAAAACAGAACGAAACAUGGCAAAUCUUAUAAUAAUUAAAAAAAAUAUCUCAUAUAGCUCAAAACAAAAAAAAAAGUCUAAAUGUAAUAAAAAAUGAAAAAUUGUGUAAUUGAUGUGUUAUAAAUUAUUACUAAAAUAUAAGCUGAUGAUUUUAUUAGUAAAAAAGA